Messenger RNA from Colletotrichum gloeosporioides, 1419 nucleotides. RefSeq lists its product as uncharacterized. The transcript has 2 exons. The record is from RefSeq and is a predicted model, not a curated record. Lineage: Eukaryota; Fungi; Ascomycota; Sordariomycetes; Glomerellales; Glomerellaceae. The coding region runs from base 1 to 1419 and encodes 472 amino acids.
AUGACGAGCGCGGGCGACGCCUUCCUAACUAUGGCGGAUUCUGAGAGAUUGCGCCCCUUCCCUCGUCGCAUGAGGUCUGAUCUGGGGUUGAAGCGGCCUGCAGACGACGACAAGCAGGCACACCCUCUCCCCAUCGGCAACAGGCCGCGCCAACGAACAUCCAUUCCCCGCAUCGCCAGUCUAGAUGUUAUUGCACCUGCGAAACUUGGUGUAAACAAGUGUCCUAGCAUCCGGCCGGAACGACGGCCUACAUCCCCUCGUCGACUCUCACUCUCGCCAAUCGAACCCGGCGACGGUGUCUUCUUUCAGGAGCGGGACCUCAACACUGGCCAUGCAGCGUCUCUGGAGCAAAUGAUCAACACGCUGCACCAUGUCAUGAUGACCAAGCCUGUUCUCGACCCGGUGCCAAUUGAGAAUAAUUCUUGCAUCCUGCACUUGCUUGAGGGGUACCGAGAGCUCCAAGAACAGCUGCGUGUGACUGAGAAGGCAUGGGCGGAGGAGAAGGAGACCAAAGAGCGUAGCCUCGAAGAGUUUGCCAAGGUGUCAUCCGAAUGGGAGAAGAAAGAGACUGACUUCCGCGCCGAGAUCAAGCGCAUGGAGUUGAUCCUUGCCGACAUUGCUCCCGGUGGUGUUGGCGCGGUCGCCCUCGCACGAUCCGGCAGCAUCGUGGACAGAAGCAGCAGGUCAUCCCGGCUCUUCAAAGCCAGGGUAGAGCAGGCCAAGAGUCCUGUAAAAGGUGAGGAAAGCUCCAUCGCAGUUUGUCCUAGCAGUUUGAACACUGACGGGUUCCGAUACAAAGCACGAGAUCCUGACGACACCGCCGCUCUGGAGAAUACCCUUGAUUCCGGCGCGACGGGUAGCCUACGUCAUACGCAUACCACAUAUCUGUCGAUGCGCCCAAACCUGGACAGUAAUGCGGAUGCCGAGUUGAGCGAAAGGAUGAGGAAAGCCCAGUUGAGGCGGUUUUGGGACACCAGGUACGAUCCACGAAAGACGCCCGGCAGAGCCGACUUGACAUCAUGCCACAUCUCAAAUGAGCCCACAAAUCACCAGAAUCGAUGUAACUCCACUGCCAAGUCGCUUGCUAAAGGAGAAACUACUAUGAAAAACAAUAUCGUCCCUGCGGAUGACCCGGAUUCAGCUAGCGAAGUGACGGUCCUGCAUAUGAACGAGGAUGUGCCGGCCGGUCCCAGCGAUCGAGCUGUCGACGGGAGACUCGAAACUACACCCACUCAGGCGACAGUGAACGGUCUAUUGGGCGAAAACCCGGAUGCCUCGACGCAGACUGGCAGUGGCCUGCGAUGUAAACGCGAAGUCAGCCGCCACAAGAGAGAAUUUUCAUUCGAUCCGGGAGAGGACGGCAUUCUCCUAUUGCCCUUGGCAAACCAAAACCCCCAUGGAACCAUCGAAGAGUCAUAG